AAAUCCACAUUUGCAGAGGUAACAAGGCAGCCUGCCAUCCCAGCCUUCAUCAUGUUUCUUUAUUUGUCCCUGAAAUGGAUCCUAUUGAUGGUGUUUACAGCCUUAACAUCAAGUGCUGGGAGUCUAGUACAAGGAAGACUGGGCCAGAACAUCACCAUGCCCUGCCAGUAUUCUGUUGAGAAACAUGGGACCACAAGCGUAUGUUGGGGGAAAGGGCCUUGUCCAGUAUUUAGAUGUUCUGGUGAAAUAGUCUGGAUUGAUGAGCAGCAGAAGAUAUAUGGGCAAUCCAGCAAGUACCAUCUCCUGGGAAAUGUUUCUCAAGGGGAUAUAUCCCUGACCAUUGUGAAUGUCAAGGAUGAAGAUGCGGGGGCUUAUUGUUGCCGUGUGGAGAUUCCAGGUCUGUUCAAUGAUCUCAAAACAGAUGUUAAACUUGUGCUUCAGAAAGGGCACUUGGGUAUGCCUUCAUCUGCAGUGCCAGUUCACCCAACUACUUCAGGCUUCACUGGAUCCCACUCUGUUGUAGAAAGAAAAUCAACAUCCAGCACAGAGUUUCUACCACAUAAUAUUUCUUUACAUAUUACCACAAUGGUAAAACAGCAAAGGAAGGAAGAAAAGUCUUGGACUGUUAUAUGUGCUAGUGCUGGAGCAAGUGCAGUAUUCUUAGUCACCGUGAUCCUGCUAUUCAAGUGCUAUCGACAAAAGAAGCAGAAGAUGAGGAACACUAUAAGCCAGACAGCUUUCUCAAGUCCAGAGGCUGGAGGGACUCCACAUGUCUCAGAAGCUAGUGUCCAUGCAGUGGAAAACAUUUAUGAAUUGAGCUGAAGAAUAAUAGGCCUUGGCCAUGGCUGCAUGGACAACGAAGGGAAGAGGUGAUCAUUAGCCUUCUGCAAAUAGCAAAGAGAAAGAAACAACAGGCAGAGGGAGAUUCCAAAGCAGUGGUGGACGUCACCUGUUUCUCUAAGUAUGAGAUGGCGCCACUAGAACGCACCGCAGUGCCUGUGCCUGCCCUUGUACCCAGGUGUGUGUUUCCUUCCAGGAGGUACAGACCGGAAGUGCAAGGUGGAUUUAGUGCUGCAGGAAUUAGGGCCUCAUGCCGUUAAAGAGACAAGCCACAGCCAGCUACUGCCUGUAUUGCUUCUUGCCUGGGUGUACUUGUGGCCUGUAGAGGCACAGAUAUAUCAUCAACAUAGCUCUUUUCUGAUAUUGUGUAUAUUACACAAAUGAAAUUCUUUCCAGAAAAAAUAAUGCAGCCAUUAGCCAUGUAGUUGCUCCUUCCUUAUGGAAUGUAUCACUGGAUGGAGGGCUAGAGCCCAGUAAUUAUACUGGUUGGUAUCCUUUUCUUCCUCAGUAUUCUGCUAGGACACAGAAGGGUGGGAAUACAAUCCCGGACGCAGCUGACAUUCUUGGGCGAAUGGGGUGGCAUAAAAAUGUUUUAAUAAAUAAAUAAUAAAUACUGGAACCAUAAAUUGCUACCGGAACCAUAAAUUUACUACUUAGCGUAUAAGAGAAUUUUAGCAUCAGAAAGUCCCAGGUAGGAAAUACAAUCUGGGGCAAGAUACAUGAUCAAAGUACAGACGUGCACAGACAGUUCAUAGUAUUUGCCACUACAAUUCAUGUGAAAGGAUUAGCAAGUACAGAAUGUCCUGACACAAUUUGUCAGAAAAGGUAAGGCAAUUUUUAGAUUUAACAUUGAGAGGUUUUACCGUGGAAUUCACUGAAACCAUUC
Varanus komodoensis (Komodo dragon) is the source of this 1726-nucleotide messenger RNA. It is a transcript of the gene HAVCR2, whose product is annotated as hepatitis A virus cellular receptor 2. The coding region runs from base 52 to 822 and encodes 256 amino acids. The transcript has 7 exons. The record is from RefSeq and is a predicted model, not a curated record. Lineage: Eukaryota; Metazoa; Chordata; Lepidosauria; Squamata; Varanidae.